This is a messenger RNA of Phoenix dactylifera (date palm), 2897 nucleotides long. It is a transcript of the gene RH1, whose product is annotated as RNA helicase 1. Gene Ontology annotation, molecular function: ATP binding; nucleic acid binding. The record is from RefSeq and is a predicted model, not a curated record. Lineage: Eukaryota; Viridiplantae; Streptophyta; Magnoliopsida; Arecales; Arecaceae.
AAAGAAAAAAGAUAGACUCUUCUAAGGAAACACAGAGAAAACCAAAAAUAUUGUUCAAAGUUCUUCUCCGUUACAAAACCAAGAGUAAGGGCUUCAGAUCAUUAGAUCAUCCAGAAUUUAAUUUCAGUGUUUAAACAAUCAUGGCUAAACGUACAUCUUCCGCAUUUUGCUUCCAUAAAAUUCAUUAAUUCUUCUAGUUUGUUUGUCGCCUUACCCUUACACAAAAAAAAAAAAAAAAAAAUUCACCACACGAUGGAUCGUUUGUUGCUGUUCCUACGGCAAUCCAUUUGCAGCUGUUUUGGUUUUAGCUGCAGGGAGUCCUCGGUACAGCACCGCACGAUGUUGGAGGAUUCAAUAGUGAGUCCGAGUCUCCUCAUCCUCCUCUACUUCUUAGCUUUUCCAAUUUCUGUUUUUUUAAAAAAGAUUUUUAAGGUUCCGUUAAUUUCUUUACUCUUAUCUUUUACUUCUAACGAGUUUUUGUGUCUCCUGAAAGAAUUCAUAGGACUUUGGAGGCUGACGGAAGGUUGGAGAGGCAGAUUGUGCUGAUAGCAGCUUGGUUUUCGGAUUAUUCGCUUCCUUGUAGAAAAUUUUCAUUUUUUUUAUUUUCGCUGUUGAAAAUUAAGAUUAUUCGCUUGGGAUUACGGUUUACAACGUUAUCCGAGUUUUUUUUUAUUUAUUCCAGCAGCAUGUUCUGAGGUUUUCCUGAGUAAUCUUUUGUUAUUUUCUUUUUUCUCUAUUUAGUUGAAAGAGUGAUUUGACAAAACUUCGAUCUUUUUGGUUCUUGCCCUCCAUUUAUAUCCCUUGUGUGACCGCCUUUAUUUACUCCGGUUCGAACCGCCUGUCUCUGCGGUCGCCGCCGACCCAGUUCAUCUCGCGAACCCGAAGGUCUUGGUCUAUUCUCCCCGACCCUGAACCCUAAACCCUCAUACCCUAAUAAGCUAUCGAAAACCCCUGCGGACUCGAUCGCCCCCGUUCGGUCAUCCGGAGGAGGAGGAGGAGGAGGAGGAGAGGGAUAUGGAGGACUCGCAGGCGAAGCGCGUUCCUCACUUGCCUUGGAUGCGAAACCCAGUCGAUAUCAAUCUUUAUGAAGAAUGCCCCUUCGGUCUCCUACCAUGUCUUGAUCCCAGAUUGGAGGAGGCUUUGCAGAAAAUCGGUAUUCAGUCACUUUUUCCAGUGCAAGUAGCAGUGUGGCAAGAAACAAUUGGACCUGGUGCUUUUGAGAGAGACAUUUGUGUCAAUUCCCCGACAGGGAGCGGCAAGACUCUGGCUUAUGCUUUACCUAUUGUGCAGAUGCUCUCAACUCGGAAGAUAAGAUGUUUGCGAGCAUUAGUUGUUUUGCCUACUCGUGAUUUGGCCGUGCAGGUUAAAGAAGUUUUUGCAACUAUUGCCUCUGCAGUAGGUCUGCGUGUAGGCUUAGCAGUUGGUCAAUCAUCACUUGCAGAUGAAAUUUCAGAGCUCAUUAGGAGACCUAAGCUAGAGAUGUGCUCAUCAUUUGAUCCAGAUGACAUACAAAUGGAGCCACAAACUUCAGUGGACAUAUUGGUGGCAACUCCAGGAAGGCUGAUGGAUCAUAUUAACACGACAAAGGGUUUUAGUCUGGAACAUCUUUGUUAUCUGGUAGUUGAUGAGACAGAUCGAUUGUUAAGAGAGGCAUAUCAGUCCUGGUUGCCGACUGUGAUUCAGCUUACUUGUUCAAAUGAUCAGGCAUUAUUUGACCAUGCAAGACUUGGGCCCUCGAUUUCUGGUUCCUUGGCAACCAUAAGGAGAUCUGGUGUUGAAAGGGGGUUUAAAGGUAAAAGUUACCCAAGGCUUGUUAAAAUGAUUCUCUCUGCUACACUGACUCAAGAUCCUAGCAAGCUUUCUCAACUUGACUUGCAUCAUCCUUUGUUGUUGACAAGUGGGGAGAGGCGAUACAAACUUCCAGAAAAACUGGAAUGUUACAAGCUGAUUUGUAUAUCAAAACUGAAGCCAUUGUAUCUAGUUGCUCUUCUACAAGAUUUGAGAGGGGAAAAGUGUAUAGUAUUUACAUCGUCUGUAGAAUCAACUCACAGACUAUGCACUUUAUUAAAUUUCUUUGGAGACUUGCCAUGCAAAAUUAGUGAAUAUUCACGUCGGCAGCAUCAGUCUUUGCGAAGCAAAACAUUGAAGACCUUUAGGAAGGGGAAAAUAGAAGUGCUUGUUGCUACAGAUGCAAUGACUCGAGGAAUGGAUGUUGAAGGAAUAAGAAAUGUUAUCAAUUAUGAUAUGCCUGCUUAUGUUAAGACUUACAUUCAUCGAGCAGGCCGCACUGCAAGAGCAGGUCAGACUGGGCGUUGCUUUACUUUACUGCGAAAAGAUGAGACUAAACGUUUCAGUAAGAUGCUUCAGAAGAUUAACAAUAAUUCAUGUAAUCUUCACUCUUUGCCUGCUGAUUCAAUAGAAGAGCUUCGCCCUAUUUAUUCUUCUGCAUUGAAAAAGUUGAAAGGAUGUGUGGAGUCAGAAACAGCAAGGAAAUCCGGUAUCAGUGCUAAGUCUGUAAAGUCUAGUGAUAGAAAGAAAGGCAAAGACAGAAUGAAAGAAUAGAUGCAUUAUUUUAAUGGAGAUCCUUAUUAUGACAGCUACCGGUACUCACAAUCUUUCAAUGCUAACUCUUACCUGAAACAUCAGCUUCUCCUAUUAAGUUCCUGAAAUCAGAGUUAUAUAUCGCCCCAAACCAGCACAUUCGGAAAGGAUUUGAUUGCCCUUUUUUAGGAAACUGGAGCUGAAGCAUUUGAUGUCAUCGGAUUCAAAUUUUGAAUUGAACAAUCAAUGAAAGGAAGUAGAACUGGAUCAUCUAUAACUUUCUUCAUUGGUGCAUUUCUCUGCUCUGUACUAUUACAUUUUUUUUUUGGUGCGGGGUAAGCUCAUUCUGAAUUGUA